Molecule: messenger RNA, 969 nt
Organism: Notechis scutatus (mainland tiger snake)
Lineage: Eukaryota; Metazoa; Chordata; Lepidosauria; Squamata; Elapidae
Gene: MAPK1IP1L
Product: mitogen-activated protein kinase 1 interacting protein 1 like
Source: RefSeq, a predicted model, not a curated record
UUCCCGUCUUCCGGGAAGGCGGAUGCAGUGAUAAAGUGACAACAACGCUCACUUCCGCUUGGUUAAGAAAAGAGAGAGAGAGAGAGAGAGAGAGAGAGGAACAAGCGAGAGCAAGCAAGGAUCGGCGGCUGUUCUCGCCGUGGUGGUCACCUUCUGUCGUCAAGCUCCCUCAGCGCGGCCCAGGAAAAAUGUUAGCUGCGGAUGAAUUUUCGCUGGCUGAUGCUCUACCAGAGAGUUCUCCUGCCAAGAGUUCCUCUGUGGGCAAUACGAAGCCACCUCAACAGCCCAGUCAGCCUCCACAAGCCUGGCCAACCUCUAGUCCCUGGAAUAACGCCCCAAGUGCUCCUCCUGCAGCUCCAUCCGGUUUGCCUCCUAGCUCAUCGACUUCCAACGUGCCUUUUGGACCGCCACCAACAGGAAUGUAUCCUUCCCUCCCCCCUGGGGCACCAGUUCCUUUUCCUCCUCCUGGUUCUACUUGUCCUCCAGGUGCUCCAUAUCCACCCCCUGGUCCUGCCCCACCAGGGCAAUAUCCACCACCAAACAUGCCCUUCCCAGAGAUUCCAAGGCCAUACGGGGGUCCCACUGAACCAGGUGCUCCCCCUGCGGCUGUUGGAGCAUGGGGAUCCAUGCCCACUGGAGGUUGGGGAGCCUCAGUUGGGGGACAGUAUCCUGCACCUAGUGUGCCAUAUCCACCUCCAGGGCCAUAUUCCACUCCCACUCAGACUCCAGGGGCUGCUCCUACAGUGCCUUGGGGUGCUGUCCCCCCAGGACCAUGGGGACCUUCGCCUCCUGGCCCCUAUCCUCCACCAACAGGAUCCUAUCCAGCUCCAGGGAUGUACCCAACGCCACCUAAUCCUUACCAAGUGCCACCUGCGCCUGCUGGAGCACCAUCCAUACCUGGUGGCCCUCAUCCCUACCGUUGAACUUGUGGCAGGCUGAUGGGGUACUGCCUCCCUACCUAUUUACACA